AUGGCCGCGGCAGAGCACCUGGCUCUUAUGGUGGAGGCGUCGGGCACCGAGGAGGUCAAGGUGCCGGAGGCAGUCGACCCGAAGCGAGUUGGGCAACGACGCAUCGUUGUCGCCACGCUGUCCGUUGCUGCGUUGGCCACGGUCGGCUCGGUCGCCUUCUUCUUCCUCUUCCAGGGCUUCGGUGGCCAGCCUGCGGGAUCAGAGGCGGAGCCCGAGCUGGAGCUUGAGAUCACCCACGAGGAGUUGCUGCGGAAGGUCGCCAUGGACUUGGCGCCUGAGAGGACAUUGUCCGAGCUUGAUGAACUUGACUUCGAGCCUGACGACGCUGAGCUUGUGAACAGUGAGGAAGCCAGGGCCGAGACGAUUGUGUGGUGCGGCGGCCACCACGCAGAGACAUGUGCUGCCUGUGGCGAUCAUAGUGGUUGGUGUAACGGAGACUGUGAGUGGAAGAACAACAUGUGCAUAGACUUGCCGGAGCCGCCGGAUCUCUCCCCUGAGAACCCUUUCGGUUGUCCGAUCGAGAAUGGCAUCAUGGGCGGAGGUUGCCGGGCUCGCACUGCCAGCAUCCAUUUCAAUUUCUUCAGGCCAAAGCACGCGCGGGAACCAAUGUGGUACUACAACGAAGUCUACCCGACCGAAUCGUCGACGACCACGUAG
This is a messenger RNA of Prorocentrum cordatum, 657 nucleotides long. The record is from the annotation of a GenBank genome assembly. NCBI's taxonomy places the organism in Eukaryota, Dinophyceae, Prorocentrales, Prorocentraceae.